Molecule: messenger RNA, 2196 nt
Organism: Salarias fasciatus (jewelled blenny)
Lineage: Eukaryota; Metazoa; Chordata; Actinopteri; Blenniiformes; Blenniidae
Product: solute carrier family 46 member 3
Exons: 6
Coding region: 143-1564 (473 amino acids)
Biological process (GO): vacuolar transmembrane transport
Cellular component (GO): lysosomal membrane
Molecular function (GO): transmembrane transporter activity
Source: RefSeq, a predicted model, not a curated record
UUGGAUUUCAUCGCAUAGACAAUGCUAUUAAUGUUUAAAUUAACAAGGGUCACGGAUUUCAAGAUGAUGAUUGAGAAAACGAAGCACUAGAUUGUGUUUGUUUGCAAAUUUCAAAGUUAUUCAAAGAGCAGUCUUUUCCAAGAUGAAGAGGAGUUUUCUGGUGGAGCCCGUGGUGGCCCUUUACGCUUUUGGUUGUUUUCUUUUCUUCCCGGUUGCACAGCAGUAUGUCUAUCGGAGGCUGUGGGAGCAGCUGACCAACACCUCCUAUCCCAUCACUGAUAACUCUCCCAACUGUGGAUCAAAUGGCAGCCGGAACCAUUCUAAAGACUUUGAGGAAGUCCAGAGGCAAGCGUCUUACUUCUCCCUCUACUCAGAGCUUCUGUCCCUCAUCCCAUCCUUGAUCGUCACCAUCUUAUUGGUGACCUAUAGUGACCGAGCUGGACGAAAGAUGGCCAUACUCCCGCCUUUGUUUGGAACAUUGAUCUACAUUUUGACUUACCUGGCCGUGUCGUACUUUGAGCUUGAUGUUUACAUUCUCAUUGGCGCUUCCCUUCUCAGUUCUCUGUUUGGAGGGUUCGGCACCUUUUUGGGGGGCGUUUUCGCGUACAUAGCGGAUUUGUGUGAGACUGAUCGUGAAAGGACGUUGCGCAUGACUGGAGUGGAGAUGAUUAUCGGCCUGUUCUCUGGGGGUGCUGCAAUAUCAACAGGCUAUUUCCUGGCAGCCACCGGCUUUAACUAUCCUUUCAUCACUUCUGCAUUGUGUUUGUGUUUGAACAUAGUUUAUGCCAUUUUUUUUCUGGAGGAGAGCAGGCCGAGGGACAGCAGAGUUUCAGGUGGCUCUUCCCCGCAGUCAGCUCUGAAGGAGAUUGUCUGUGGAUUCUUCUUCAUGCUUUCAUUGGGGAGUUGUAAGGCUAAAACUGUUUUAACCCUCAUGAUUUUAAUCUUCACCACCCUCUCCUUUGCCAACUCGGGAGGCCUGUCCAUGGUCACGCUGUAUGAGCUCAAUGAGCCACUUUGCUGGUCUGAGAUAUUAAUCGGCUAUGGCGUAGCGUUGUCCACCACCGUGUUCCUGGCCAGUUACGUCGGAGUGAGAGCGUUUACACACUGUGGUGUAUCGCAGCUGCUCAUUGUCCUGCUCGGGAUCCUGUCUGUUAUGGCAGGAAUGAUCAUGUCAGCAUUUGCCAAAACCACUUUAAUGAUGUUUUUAGUGAGAGUACCGCUGCUCCUGUCAAUCAUGCCUUUUCCUGUUCUGCGUUCCAUGAUGUCAAAGAUCGUCUCAAGUUCGCAGCAGGGAGCUCUGUUCGCCUGCGUUUCCUUUAUGCAGAGUUUGACUAGCAAUAUCUCCUCUGCAAUCUUCAGCUACGUCUAUGCACACACAGUAGCAUGGUACUCCGGCUUUUCCUUUCUGCUGGGCGCUGGAUUCUGUCUCAUCCCACUGGGUCUCUUGGGGGUUUUGGGUUUCAUAGGUGUGGAUGUUCCCGAGAUGAAGCCAAACCCAGAGGAAGAGAAUCCCCCUGAAGAUGGCAAUGGCGAAGGCGAUGAACGCCGCCCUCUUCUCAGUUGAGCCACUUUCGGUACCAAUGCCUCUCCAGCACUUUAUUCAGUUGCUCAAAGGCAGUGCCUCUCUGGUCAUGACCAAAGUUUUGGGGUCUUUGCAGAAAUGUUUUGAUAAAUGUAGCUUUUUUUUUUUUUUUUACCUGCUAACUGGAACACACAAACAGACUUUUCAUAAAUAGUCCUGUCAAAACCGGGGCCGCUGACUUUCUCUAUUAGCGGAUGAACAAUCCAGCGUUUAGUGAAUUCGGCUUUCCAAUAAUAGGAAGAACCAACAUCAAAAGAUCCAAAAGCAGCGUCGCUAGGAGCAUGAAGGAUACGCUGCUUCUGAAGCACAUCUCACACUGCUUUUGGUUCCGAUUUCAAGUCUUUGAGCCAUGCUAAAUUCACAUUUGGACUUCCAAAUGCGUAUUGCUAUGGUACUUAGAUGUGCUCGGCAGACUGGCAGGGUCUUUUUUUAGUUUUUUUCACAAAGCCCUACUUGCCCCUUGGGUUGUUCUUCUGUUUAACCAGAUUUACCUCAUUGCUUUACGCCUGUGAAAGAUUUAAAAAAAAAAAAAAAAAAAAAACGCACACUGCCAUCUUGGUCCAAAAAUUGGUUUGACAAGGUCAAGAUUAUAGCAUAAACUGCACCUGGUAAGA